CACAUACUUUUCUCUCAAUGACUAUCUCAGACUCUGUUCAGGAUCCAAUCUACCCCGUGGCCGAGCGCCUCACCGGAAAACACAAGGCUAAUGUCCAGAGCAUGGCUGAAUAUCAGUCUAUGUGGGAGUCAAGCGUGAACAACACAAACGAGUUCUUUGGAAAGUUGGGUCGCGAGCUCUUGAGCUGGUCCAAGCCUUUCGAGACCGUACAGCACGGAAGCUUCUAUGAAGGCGACGUAGCCUGGUUCCUUGAAGGUGAAUUGAAUGCCUGUUACAACUGUGUUGAUAGACAUGCUCUUGCCACACCAAACAACAUUGCCAUUAUUCAUGAAGGUGACGAGCCCGAGAAUGUUCGCAGAAUUACCUACAGAGAACUUCUCCAGGAUGUUUGCAGAUUAGCAAAUGUCCUAAAGUCCAUGGAUGUCCGCAAGGGUGACAAUAUUGCCAUCUACAUGCCCAUGGUUCCUGAAGCCGUUGUGGCCAUGCUGGCAUGUGCCCGUGUCGGUGCCGUUCACUCUGUUGUCUUUGCUGGUUUCUCUUCGGACUCUCUCCGUGACCGUGUUAUCGAUUGUGGAGCCCGCGUUGUCUUGACUGCUGACGAGGGUCGCCGUGGUGGAAAGAACAUUGCUACCAAGCGCAUCGUAGAUGAGGCCAUCAAAGGCACCACCACUGUCGAGCACGUCUUGGUCUACCGCAGAACCGGAUCAGAAGUCCCCUGGACUAAGAACAGAGAUCUUUGGUGGCAUGAUGAGAUGGCCAAGGCACGCCCUUACUGCCCUGUUACAGCCAUGAGCUCCGAAGACCCCUUGUUCUUGCUGUACACUUCUGGAUCAACCGGCACGCCAAAGGGUGUUGUCCACACCACAGCUGGAUACCUUCUCGGUGCUGCUUCCACUGUCAAGUACAUUUUCGACUACCAACCCGGAGACAUCCACGCCUGCAUGGCUGAUAUCGGAUGGAUUACUGGCCACACUUACAUUGUCUACGGUCCUCUUGCUCUUGGUGCCACAACCGUCUUGUUUGAAUCUACUCCUACUUAUCCUGAUCCUUCCCGUUUCUGGAAGAUGGUUCAGAAGCACAAGGUUACCCAGUUCUACACCGCUCCUACCGCCAUUCGUGCCCUUCGUCGUCUUGGUGACAAAUGGUUGGCCGACAGUGAUCUCUCAAGCUUGCGUGUUAUCGGCUCUGUAGGUGAGCCCAUCAACCCAGAGGCAUGGGAUUGGUACAACACCCAGGUCGGCAAGGGCAAGUGUGCUGUAGUGGAUACUUACUGGCAGACCGAGACCGGAUCGAUUAUCAUCAGUCCUUUGCCAGGUGCUACCAAGACAAAGCCUGGAUCCGCCACAUUCCCAUUCUUUGGUAUCAAGGCAGUCAUUCUUGACCCUCAGACUGGUGCAGAGCUCAAGGGCAACGACGUAACGGGUGUGCUGGCCAUUUCCCAACCAUGGCCAUCGAUGGCUCGUACUGUCUACAACAACCACCACCGCUACCUCGACACCUACCUCAACCCCUACAAGGGCUUCUACUUCACAGGCGAUGGUGCCAGCCGUGAUAAGAAUGGAUAUAUUUGGAUUCGUGGUCGUGUCGAUGAUGUGAUCAACGUUUCUGGUCACCGCCUGUCUACCGCUGAAAUUGAGUCUGCAUUGAUUCACCAUGAGUCUGUAGCCGAAGCUGCUGUUGUCGGUGGUCAAGAUGACCUGACUGGCCAGUGCAUCCACGCCUUUGCUACAUUGAAGCCUAAUGUCGAUGUGUCAGAAGGACUUGAGAGAGAACUUUCUCUUCAGGUUCGCAAAGUGAUCGGGCCAUUUGCUACUCCUAAACGCAUCUAUGUCGUUUCUGAUCUCCCCAAGACUCGCUCUGGUAAAAUUAUGCGCCGUAUUCUGCGCAAGAUUGUCAAUGGCGAGCAUGACCAGCUUGGCGAUAUUUCCACCUUGGCUGAUCCUUCGUAA
Messenger RNA from Phycomyces blakesleeanus NRRL 1555(-), 1949 nucleotides. RefSeq lists its product as hypothetical. Gene Ontology annotation, molecular function: acetyl-CoA synthetase activity; AMP binding. Bases 18 to 1949 code for a protein of 643 amino acids. The transcript is spliced from 5 exons. Gene Ontology annotation, cellular component: cytosol. NCBI's taxonomy places the organism in Eukaryota, Fungi, Mucoromycota, Mucoromycetes, Mucorales, Phycomycetaceae. The record is from RefSeq and is a predicted model, not a curated record.